Olea europaea var. sylvestris is the source of this 1670-nucleotide messenger RNA. RefSeq names its product seed biotin-containing protein SBP65. NCBI's taxonomy places the organism in Eukaryota, Viridiplantae, Streptophyta, Magnoliopsida, Lamiales, Oleaceae. The transcript has 2 exons. The record is from RefSeq and is a predicted model, not a curated record. Bases 113 to 1576 code for a protein of 487 amino acids.
CCGCCAAAUCCCUUCGCCAAUUGUUUUUAUACCCUAUUCUUCCUUUCUGAAUUCCCACAAUUCCAUCUAAUUACACACACAGUUUCAGUAAAAAUACACUAAAAGAUCAUCAAUGGCGUCUGAGAAGCUGAGAAAAGAGAAUGUUACUGAUGAACGUAAUGUUGAGGUGGAGAAAGAUAGAGUGCCGAAAAUGACUACCCAUUUCGAGUCUCUCGCCGUGAAGGCAAAAGGUGACGAGGUUCCAGUUCUGCAUGGUGGGGCGGCUGAGACAGAGACUCCGGCCUGUGGAGAGGCGAGAGGCGGAAGAGUGCAUGAAGAAAAACCUCACGAGUUUGUGUCACUUGCUGGUAAAGUUGAAGGUCAUGAGGGUUCUGGUAUGUCGGCCGGAAGAAAAUAUCGUAAAGAAGGGGCUGAAACGGAUAAAGGUGGCGCGCAAAUGCGAACAGCAAGAGAUGGUGGUGGCCAGAAAAAGGAGGAAAUGCAGGAAAAAGCUGGCGGCGGUGAAGGAAGACAGGAGGCUUCACUGGAGGAGAUUUCAAACAUGAGAUCGAAGGCACAGCAGAAUUCUAUGGAGGCGAUUAGAGCAGCUGAGGAGCGGUACGAGAAGGCGAAAGUAUUAGGCGAGACGGCAUUGCAGAAGGCAAAAGAGUCUGCAAGCCAAGCGAAGGGCACUUCUCUUCAAGGGAUUCAAUAUGCAGCCGAGAAGGGUGAAGUUUUAAAGGACACUGCUAAAGACACAUUAGCAAGUGCAGGCAAGACAGCAGCAGACUAUACCAUGCAGGCAAAGGAUGUAGUUGCAGAAAAAGGCCACGCUACUGCUCAAUAUGUAGCGGAAAAAGCCAAGGAAGCCAAGGAUAAUACAGGCGAUAAAGCAGCUGCUGCAAAAGAUGUCACUGUGGAAACCGGCAAAGGUGCUGCAGGGUAUGUAGGGAAGGUAGCUGGGACAGUGAAGGAAAAGGCGGCGGUGGCUGGCUGGGGCGCUGCACACCUUACAGCGGGAGUGGCGGCGGAGGCCACGAAGAAAGUAGCUGGUGUAACUUCCAGUGUUGCAGGAUACACAGGCGAGAAGGUAGCAGGUGCUACACAUACUGUGGUUGGCUAUGCAGGUGAGAAACUGGCUGCUGCUAAGGAUGUGGUGGUGUCGACUGAAGAGAAGGCGGCCGAAUAUGCAGCUCGGAAGAAGGCAGAGGCCCAGCAGUCGGGGAAGAAAUCACAGCAAGACGAGGGCGAAAUGGGGAGCAUGGAGAAUCACGGCCGAGAAGGUGAGCAAAAGCAAGCAGAAUUUCGACCCUCCGAGAAAAUUCACGAGUACUUCGAGGGGCAAAAACAAACAGAAUCUCAACCCCCAGAAAAAAGCCAGUUGUACUUCCAGCCAGAGGGUGAAGCAGGAAGAGGAGAAGAACAUAUGCAACAAAAGGCAGGUAGUUACCUACAAGACAUUGCCGAAACUAUAGUCGAAAUUGGACAAACAACAAAGAACCUUCUUGUCGGCCAUAGCCCAACCCAACCUAGAGGCAACACAGAUGAAGCCAAGGAGGUAGAAGAGCCUUAUCGAGGGCCUGGUGAGGGCAUAUAAAUCAGCUAGUCUUUGAAAGAGUUUUUUCUGAAGCUAAUGUCGACUUGAUUUGCAAGUUUUCCAAAAACAAAAAAAUCCUGAUCUCUUGAGUGGU